UUUAAGUUCUCAUCACUGACUUUUCUGAUUAAGAUGAUAGCCAUGAAGAGGUAACUGUAAUUUCAUAUUUUAUGUUUGGGUGGAAAGUCUGUGUUCACUGAAAUCAUAUUCAGGAGCAGCAUAUUGACAGAAUCGUAUAUGGAUUAAUCUUUAAAAAUUAUGUCAUUCAGUUCGUGUUCGUAAAUAGGAGAUCCAAGCUUUUAGUCUGGUGUGCUGUCUAUAGUUACAGUAUCAGGUUAUUGUGUGGACUCUACAUCUCUCUCUCUCCCUCCGUCUCUCUCUCUCUCUCUCUCUCUCUCUCUGUCUUUUUCUCUCCCUCACUCACACACACGCACACUAUUGUGGUCGCAGUGUAGCUCCUUCACUUGGCAUAUCCCUCCAACUCGCUCGGAGCGUUGGCUGACUGAACGACGCCGUGAUCUCCCUAAACAUAGCUUAUCCUCCAACCACCGUGGAUAUACUCUCGUCGGGUCGCGUCUCUUCAGCUCCGUUAAAGGUCUAUGCGCACUUUCUCUGUCAUUAAAUUAUUCUUUGAAGUCUGAUAAAAGGAUGGAAAUGUUAUUUUAGAGAGCGUUGCUAUAGCAGGACUGUUUAUUCUUCAUUCGCAACCCUAGGCGAUUUAGCUGACGUGAGAGCAGUACUCCGCCUCAUUAAAAAGAAAUUACCGAAAAUCUGUCGUCGCGAAAGGACAUGGACAAAAUACGCUUUUUCGCGUGUUAAUAAAAUAUGGUAUUUGGUAUUUUCAGCCCAGGUAACUUUUGCGGUGUGCUGGCGCUAUUUCAUGCCAUGCAAAACAAGAGAUGAUUCCUUGUGCACCCUGCCAGUAUCAUAUCCCACACUUACUCUCUGGAGAACUUUGGUCCUUCGCCGGGGUCUGGAUCCCCAUCCUUACGCACCAUAUCUCCAAAAAGUGGACCAAACUUUAGAGUAAUACAAAGCAGGGAUUUUUCUUUUCUUCUCAUUUUCAAUUUUUCAGUGAGACGUAUGUCGUUGCGAUAUCUUCCAUGCCACCGACCAUCGUGAUAAAUGGACAAGAAUGUGGCAGACACCAUUCGUGGAGAAACUCAAUAGAGAAUCCGCUGGCAAACCGGGAGGACUGGAUUAAGUUCUUAAAAAUAAACGAGUCGUAUGCAACCCACGCGUCUUUUUCUGUGAGGUGGGCUUUGAGAAGAGCGAAGAAGGGAUGUUGGUCCGAAACAAAUUUCCGUUCAUCUUCGGGUUUUGGCACUUCGUGUUCAGCCAGUUCUUUUUGACAUCAUUUCCCCUUGUAUUUCAGCUCGCUCUGGGAGAGCCACAGAGGUCAUGCUCUCGGACUGUGAGCGACACAGUGGGCACCAGGUGCCAGCUGGCGUGUCAGUGUAGGCCCUACCCUCCUCUGCCACCCCCGCCCCCACCACCUCCGCCCCCCAGAAUCAUGGUCCCUGUGCCUCCCCCGGUGGAGCCCGCGAGGAAGCCCUGGUGGAAUGAGAUGCUGCUGGUGCUCGGGACGACCAGCUGUGCCUCCAUCGUCUUCCUCCUCCUUACCGCCAUCGUCUGCUAUAAGUCCAUAAAGAGGAAACCACUACGGAAGGAGGAGAAUGGUACGAGCCGGGGGGAAUACGCCAUGAGCUCCCGAACCAAGACCACGACGGUAGAGACCAACAGCACUGGGGUAUAGGGGCCGCCCCAGACAUGAUCACGCCUGGCAAUCGUCUUCAAUGUUACUACAGCCACACUCCCUCUCCUUGCUCUCGACAAGGUCAUGGAACGGCAGAAAAAUGACACUGGACUUUCCUCGGCAGUCAAGCCAUGCCUAGAUGCCUAGAGAGAACCAGAGAAUUGUAUAUUUAUUAAUAUAAAUAUAUAUAUAUAAAUCUAUAUCAAUCUAAACUAGAGCUUAAAGGAAACAGGGGACUAGACUUUGACAUACUGGACUUAAGCCCCGUUGUGGGACAUCACCUCAAGUUGGCGAGGGGUGGGGGGUGGGGGGUGCACUGGAUGACAGCUGCCAGCGCAUGGGGCGAAGCUGUCAGUCCAAAUGGCACCUCGGAGACCCCCCUCCUUACCCAUCUACUCCUGCAGAGAGUGGCAGGAAAACAAACGCCGGCGACAAAACAAACGCAUGCACUUUCUAUUAAAUGCAACAACUUCUCAUGGAUCCUACCCUUCUCUCUCUCUCUUUCUCACGCUCUCUGUCUUUCUCACUCUGUCUCUGCCUCUCUUUGUCACUCUCUUUACUGUCCUUUUGUCCCAAGGAAAGGAUGGGGUGGGGCAACGAGAGAUUCUCCUCCACCUUUUGUAAAUUUCCAGGGUCCCGAAAGAUGAAGGGAUGCAUCAAGCCAUUGUUGUCUGUGGGUGUAACUUUGACGCACGCUGAUUUAAGUCAUCACCACCCAUGGAAUGAGAAUGAUCCAUGUAUGCCAAAUAUAGAACCUUUUUUUAACUACAGCUGGAAGAAACGGUGAAUUGUUAAAGAGUGUGGGUUGACUGACUAUGCAAUUUGAAACAGGGAGUGUGACAAGUGAGCUAGACAUGCAUUUUAGUAACUAGCAGACAAGGCUAGCCUCUGAUGUCUGGCUACGGCUAGUUUGUCCUCAGCUGUGAUGCUGAACCGUUACAUCAGCACGGCUCAGUCUUGGUUUCUCUCAAAGUGCUUCUCUCAUCAUGUGUCCAUCACUGGCUGACUCACAUGAUUAACCCAGCACUGGUUCUGCAUUAGCCUACACCAUGUUGGCAGGAGUAGCCUUUGAAUUCCUGUCCUCAGCCUGCGAUUCGCUAAUAUACACAUAACUUAAGACUGUUAUCUUUGUUUAUGGACUUGAUGUUGCAAAGGCUUAAAUUAGCUUCUGAUCCCAAUUUCAAAAGGUCAUUUUUUUUGUUUUUUUUUGCUCUGCUUCCAGAAAUGGAAAAUGUUAAUUUGCUGGCAUUUUGUCUGUGAACAGACAUCAACCAUUGGUGACUGCUCCCAUGAUCCAGAAGUGGACUGUUUCGAAACCAUCUCAACAUGCCAACUUCUUGUUGCUCGCUAGAGAUGCUAAUUGUAUUAGCAGCUUCAUCUAAGUUGCAGAGGGAGUGCUGAUCCUCAGCUUUUGUGUAUUAGCUGGCAGUGUUUGGUUUUCCUGUAGAGUAUUUGCUCAGCCAAGUCAAUCCUCUGCAAUUUUUCUUGUAAUCACUAUAGUGCUGGCAACUUGAAUGGUAUCUCAUCACAGAGAAAGGCAAGUGUAUGGGUGAAGAAAAAAAAACUAUAAAACUGUCAAGUCAGUUUCUGUACAGGUAAUAUACGCUGCACCUAAUCAAAUGGACUGUUUCUUUCCCAGAUAAUUCAGCUAAGGUUACCUAGGUUACCUUGUCUACUCACCAUUUUCCAUUUAGGCCCUCCCACAAACCACAAAAUGAGAUGGGCAAAACAGAACUCCUCCACUGCUUACUCACUUCUUUCUCAGAUUCUACUCUAUGUCCAACCUAGAGGAGGCUUGUAGUGGUCACAGGCAUACGGAUUCUACUCUAUGUCCAACCUAGAGGAGGCUUGUAGUGGUCACAGGCAUACAGAUCCUUUCUAGAGCUAUGUGUUAUGUGCCAUUGUGAUGUCUGGGUAAGAAAGAUCCCUUCUUUCGUAUAAUUAGCAUACUCAAAUUUUGGAACUAUCCAGGCUCUUUUCAUUGGCAAUAUAAACAUAGAUUAAAGACACUUACCUUCACUUCUGAAACAAAAUACUGUCUGUUACUGACUGUCAUUUCAGUCUCUUUAUUUGAUUCAAAUGAAUCCAUUUUACAGUGAUCAUUUUAAAAGAUUCGACCAAGGCAUGGAACAGUGAACGUAGUUGGUCAUGUGCUCAGUGUCUUCUAUGUCUUAAAACACAAAUCUUUACAUAACAUCCAAACUGUAUAUGUCUUCACAUGUUCACGUUAUGAUCACUUGCAAGCAGCCAUUAAACACAACACAUAAUAAUUGUGUACUAUAAUGUAAAAAGGAAGUCUGAAAAAUAUUGCAUGAAUGUAAAUAUCGAUAUGCCUUCUUGCGUGUCCAUCAUAUGUACAUAGUAAAUUUAAUUUAAAGGGAUACAUUAAUAUAAAUUGGAAGCGAUGCCAUGAGGGAAUAAAGAUGUUUAUGUGUCUAGAGGAAGCCGUUAUUGUAUAUUUGUGUAAUUAACGGUUGCUAAUGAACAAUGUAUGCAUCACAUACCAAAACAUCUAACAUAUUGUGCAUUCAACUGAUUUAACUGCAACAUGUUGAUUUUUUAGUUUGAAAUAAAAUUGUAUUAUUCAGUAUUGA
Messenger RNA from Clupea harengus (Atlantic herring), 4251 nucleotides. RefSeq names its product proline rich membrane anchor 1 (gene prima1). The record is from RefSeq and is a predicted model, not a curated record. Lineage: Eukaryota; Metazoa; Chordata; Actinopteri; Clupeiformes; Clupeidae.